AUGGGAAAUGAAGCCAGUUACCCCCUGGAAAUGUGCUCACAUUUCGAUGCUGAUGAGAUUAAGAGGCUAGGGAAGAGGUUUAAGAAACUCGACCUAGAUAACUCUGGCUCGCUCAGCGUGGAGGAGUUCAUGUCCCUGCCGGAGCUGCAGCAGAACCCGCUGGUGCAGAGGGUCAUCGACAUAUUCGACACGGACGGGAACGGAGAGGUGGACUUCAAAGAGUUUAUCGAGGGAGUGUCGCAGUUCAGCGUGAAGGGGGACAAAGAGCAGAAGCUGCGAUUCGCCUUCAGGAUCUACGACAUGGACAAAGACGGCUACAUCUCCAACGGCGAGCUCUUCCAGGUGCUGAAGAUGAUGGUGGGCAACAACCUGAAGGACACGCAGCUGCAGCAGAUCGUGGACAAGACCAUCAUAAACGCAGACAAGGACGGAGACGGCAGGAUAUCCUUCGAAGAGUUCUGCGCAGUGGUCGGCGGUCUCGAUAUACACAAAAAGAUGGUGGUGGACGUGGCGCCUUUUUCCACCGGCGAGCUCCGCGCUCGGGACCGGGCCGCCGGGGCAUCGCCAGCGUCUCGAGGCUUUGGUGUAACGUCAGGAACCCGCUGGGCUAACAUCAGAGGGAGGGGAGACCCGCGAGUCCAUCGCUCGUGUCGUCUCCCGGCCGGAGGAGGAGGCCCCCCCCCCCCCCCCGUCCCGCUGCAGGACGGCCCCUCCUCUUCAACACAAACACUUCAGAAUCUUAACACGUCAGCAUGA
This is a messenger RNA of Menidia menidia (Atlantic silverside), 756 nucleotides long. NCBI's taxonomy places the organism in Eukaryota, Metazoa, Chordata, Actinopteri, Atheriniformes, Atherinopsidae. The record is from the annotation of a GenBank genome assembly.